GUGGAGGAGGAAGACAGCUCUGCACUACAGACUGAUGGGGAAUCGGAGCAACGUGUCCUUACCUGUGAAUACCACAUUGUGUACAGCCAAAGCUACAACGUCCCUGUUUUGUACUUCAAUGCCCAUUUCCAAAAUGGAAAGCUUUUGAGUUUGGAGGAAAUAUGGGAGAUGGUGCCAGCUGUGUAUAAAGAAAGGUUAUCACAAGAUAGAUGGACAUUCAUCUCACAACAGGAACACCCUCUUCUUGGUCGGCCAUUUUACUUCUUACAUCCUUGUCAUACAGCAGAUUUAAUGAAAAACAUCCCUACCUUGUCAGAUAAAAGACAGUAUAUAAUUGCAUGGUUGAGUGCAGUUGGGCCAGUGGUUGGAUUAGAACUUCAUUUGGAGUAUGGACAAAACUUCAACCCUUGAAUUGAUGUCCCUAUCUUUCCCAGUCAGCCAGUCAAAAACUAGAGCAAUCGGAGAAUGUUUCCUGGAUUUUCUUGGAUGUUAAUAGGAGUGAUGGAGUUCCAGAAAUAGUGAGGAUAAAAA
Molecule: messenger RNA, 531 nt
Organism: Saccostrea cuccullata (small rock oyster)
Lineage: Eukaryota; Metazoa; Mollusca; Bivalvia; Ostreida; Ostreidae
Product: ubiquitin-like-conjugating enzyme ATG10
Exons: 5
Biological process (GO): protein modification by small protein conjugation; macroautophagy; protein lipidation
Cellular component (GO): intracellular anatomical structure
Molecular function (GO): Atg12 transferase activity
Source: RefSeq, a predicted model, not a curated record